Cryptosporidium ubiquitum is the source of this 2310-nucleotide messenger RNA. Its product is annotated as ubiquitin carboxyl-terminal hydrolase of the cysteine proteinase fold. The record is from RefSeq and is a predicted model, not a curated record. Gene Ontology annotation, cellular component: nucleus; cytosol. The transcript has a single exon. Lineage: Eukaryota; Apicomplexa; Conoidasida; Eucoccidiorida; Cryptosporidiidae. Bases 1 to 2310 code for a protein of 769 amino acids. Gene Ontology annotation, biological process: protein deubiquitination. Gene Ontology annotation, molecular function: cysteine-type endopeptidase activity; cysteine-type deubiquitinase activity.
AUGGCUUCUGUUUUAAGUCAAGAAACCGAGAAGCGGCAACACUCUCAUCCUCUGGCAAUUCAAUUAUCAACCCGUGUCGUCAAUUUUGUUUCUGGAGGACUUCUAGCUAACAAGCCAGGAAUGAGUGACUCAUCUUGUGUCUUUGAUAAGCCUCAAAACUCAGAUCAGUCAAAAAAAGACCAAGAAAAGGAACAGAUAGUAAAUAAUGCUCCAUUGGGAAACCCAGAGUACUAUUACUUUCCUCCAGAAUUAAUUGCUGAUGCCAGAGAUUUCCUUCAACCAAAAGAGCUGGCCCAUUUUAGACCAUAUGGGAGAGGACUAGCCAAUCCUGGCUGGAAUAUAUGCUACUUCAACUCUAUAUUGCAGGCAUUAACUUAUGCACCUUAUCUAUCUAUAGAUUGCUUAAAAAGAAAUCACCAGACCAUCUGUAAGCAUAAGCAACAACACCUAGUAUGUCUAAUGUGCAUGUUUGAGGACCAUGUUAAUAUUAUGUUAGAAAAUUCAUCUAAAUCAACUCCAGAAAACCAACCAGUGAUUUCCUCUUUUAUCAAAUGUGCUCAAAAAUUAAUAUGGAAAAGAUUCAGAAUUGGUAUGAUGCAUGAUGCACAGGAGUUUUUGAGAUAUUUUUUGGAGGCUUUACACAAGUCCUGUUUGCCUAAGAGUUUACAAGCUGAUCAUGCUUUUAGGAAAAUACAUCCAAUUACAGCUUCUACUACUUAUAUUGGACAGCUAUUCUGUGGAUUUUUCCUUUCCAGAAUUAUAUGUUCAAAUUGCCGGUAUACUUCUAAUACUUAUGAUCCAUUUAUGGAUUUACCUCUGGAUAUCAUGGGGGUAUCUAAUUUAGAAAAUGCUCUCAAAUUAUUUACUAAAAUUGAGUACCUUAAGGGGGAAAAUAGAUAUAUGUGUCCAAAAUGUAAUCAGAGAUCCGAUGCUUCUAAGCAGCUUCUAAUUGAGAAGUCUCCUCCUCUUUUGACUAUUCAGUUAAAGAGGUUUAGUUAUGUUGGCCAUGGAAGUAGAAAGCCUAACAAAGCUAUCAACUUUUCAGAGAUUCUUGACUUAGAACCAUUUAUGGCUCCUAAAUCUUGCUCUAAUACUAAUACAUUCUCCUCUAGAUCUUCAUCCUCUCAUAUUUACAAGUUAUGGGCUGUAGUAUGCCAUGCUGGAAAUACUUUAUCUUGUGGUCACUAUUAUACUCAUGCUAAAAGUAUUAACAACAAAUGGUAUUGUUUUAAUGAUGAUUAUGUAAAACCAAUCAGAAUUGAAAACGUAUUAAAUGAAAAUUACAAGGCUUAUUUGUUAUUUUACUAUAAAAGUGACUUUAAUAGGGAUGACUUAUUUAGGCAUUCUGGUACAUCCAUUGGGUCUUUAGAAAAAAACCAGUCCUCGAUUCCACUAGCUCCUGAAAUCUCUUUCAUUAAUUUCCACCUUAAAACUGGCUCUAAAGUAUUCAUUAACACUAGUGAUCAUAAUAUCAAAAACAAUAGCAACAUUAGGAAUCCUCCUCAGUCCUCAGAAUUGGAGCAAAAUAUGAAUGAGUUUCUUGACCAGUUAAAAGCUAACAGUUCCAAAAACAAAAGCUCAAAUCAGGAUCAAAGUCAAAACCAAGGCCAAAACUUAACAUUGCAAACUGCCCAGAACCAUCAGAAUACCAAUGAUAUCAGACUAGUUUUGACUCCAGCAUCAAGUACCGGUAUUAAUAGCCAGGAGUUUGAAACAAGAAGCUCUGUAAAACUUGAAAGUGAACCAAAAGAACAUAGAAAUACAAAGGUUUGUAUUUUUAGUCUUAGAUCCUUAUUAUUAUGUGAUAACUGGAUUACCAGAUCCAAACCAAGAAGGAACUUAGCUACUAUAUUAUACUUGAAAAAACUAAAAAAACUUGGAUUAUCAGUAGACUACUUUAAAAAGUCAAAAGCUGGAGAUUCUUCAAAGGAAUGUGGCUUAAUUAGUAACAUUAACAAAAGCCAAGUGGAGACCUGGGAAGAUCUUAAUUUAUCCAGUGAUGCCAUUCAAAGCUUGGAGGAAGCUCAGAAGUCUCUUUUGGCUCGCUCAAACAUUAGGUCGGACUAUGACAAGGAAUAUGACAAAGGUAAAGUUAAAAAGCCAUUAAGACGAGCUAUGUUAGCUUCUGCGAGUGCUACAAGUACUGGUAAGAAUACUAGUAAGUGCCAAGUUAAAAAGUCAAUAUAUAUAGAAAAAGGUAAUAUAAAGGAUUUGAAUUCCUUAAGUACUAGUGAGCUAUUUGAUAUUGCUUCUAAGAAUAAAGGUAACUUAAAGAACAGAAAUAAAAAGAAGACUGUUAGAAUUAGAUGA